UUAUUUUUUAUUGAGGUUGUAAAAGUUAAAAUGAACAAACUACGGCAAAGUUUUAGGAGAAAGAAAGAUGUUUAUGUUCCAGAGGCCAGUCGUCCACAUCAGUGGCAGACAGAUGAAGAAGGGGUUCGUACUGGAAAAUGUAGCUUCCCAGUUAAGUACCUUGGCCACGUAGAAGUUGAUGAGUCAAGAGGAAUGCACAUCUGCGAAGAUGCUGUGAAAAGAUUGAAAGCUGAAAGGAAGUUCUUCAAAGGCUUCUUUGGAAAAACUGGAAAGAAAGCAGUUAAGGCAGUCCUGUGGGUAUCAGCAGAUGGACUGAGAGUUGUGGAUGAGAAAACUAAGGACCUCAUAGUUGACCAGACAAUAGAAAAAGUUUCUUUCUGUGCCCCAGAUAGGAACUUUGAUAGAGCAUUCUCUUACAUAUGCCGUGAUGGCACCACUCGGCGCUGGAUCUGUCAUUGCUUUAUGGCUGUCAAGGACACGGGUGAAAGAUUGAGUCAUGCAGUAGGCUGUGCUUUUGCGGCCUGUUUAGAACGGAAGCAGAAGAGGGAGAAGGAAUGUGGAGUGACUGCUACUUUUGAUGCCAGUCGGACCACUUUUACAAGAGAAGGAUCAUUCCGUGUUACAACAGCCACAGAACAAGCAGAAAGAGAGGAGAUUAUGAAACAAAUCCAAGACGCCAAGAAAGCUGAAACAGAUAAGACAGUUGUUGGUUCAUCAGUGGCCCCUGGCAAUACUGCCCCAUCCCCGUCCUCUCCCACCUCUCCCACUUCGGAUGCCACUGCCUCCCUGGAGACGAACAAUCCUCAUGCCAUCCCACGCCGGCACGCACCCAUUGAACAACUUGCUCGCCAAGGCUCUUUCCGAGGAUUUCCUGCUCUUAGCCAGAAGAUGUCACCCUUUAAACGCCAGCUCUCCCUGCGCAUCAACGAGUUGCCUUCCACUAUGCAGAGGAAGACUGAUUUCCCCAUAAAAAAUGCAGUGCCAGAAGUAGAAGGAGAGGCAGAGAGUAUCAGCUCCCUGUGCUCACAGAUCACCAAUGCCUUCAGCACACCCUCCGAGGAUCCCUUCUCAUCUGCCCCAAUGACCAAACCAGGGACCGUGAUAGCACCGCAGUCUCCUGCCUUUCAAGCUAAUGGCACUGACUCAGCCUUCCAUGUGCUUGCUGCUAAGCCAGCCCAUACCGCUCUAGCACCCGUAGCAAUGCCUGUGCGUGAAACCAACCCUUGGGCCCAUGCCCCUGAUGCUGCUAACAAGGGAAUUGCAGCCACACAUUCGGGGACCGAGUGGGGUCAGUCUUCUGGUGCUGCAUCUCCAGGUCUCUUCCAGGCUGGUCACAGACGCACACCCUCUGAAGCUGACCGAUGGUUAGAAGAGGUGUCCAAGAGCGUCCGGGCUCAGCAGCCCCAGGCCUCCACCGCUGCGCUGCAGCCAGUUCUCCAGCCUCCUCCACCCACUGCCAUGACCCAGCCGGUGCCGCCUUUCCAAGGGCAUGCAUUCCUCGCCUCUCAGCCUGUGCCAGUGGGUGUGGGCCCACCCCUGCAGCCAGCCUUUGUCCCUGCCCAGUCCUAUCCUGUGGCCAAUGGGAUGCCCUAUCCAGCCCCUAAUGUGCCUGUGGUGGGCAUCACUCCCUCCCAGAUGGUAGCCAACGUGUUUGGCACUGCAGGCCACCCUCAGGCUACCCACCCCCAUCAGUCUCCCAGCCUGGUCAAGCAGCAGACAUUCCCUCAGUAUGAGACGAGCGGUGCUACUGCCAGUCCCUUCUUUAAGCCGCCUGCUCAGCAUCUCAAUGGUUCUGCAGCUUUCAAUGGCGUAGACGAAGGCAGGUUGGCCUCCGGAGAUAAGCACACAGAGGUUCCGGCGGGCACCUGCCCCGUGGAUCCUUUCGAAGCCCAGUGGGCUGCAUUAGAAAGCAAGUCCAAGCAGCGCACUAACCCCUCUCCCACCAAUCCUUUCUCCAGCGAUUUACAGAAGACGUUUGAAAUUGAACUUUAAGCUAUCUCUGUGGCUUACGUAUUUUGUCUGUACUUAAGCAAGGGCAGGGGCAGAGGUCAAAGGAGCAAAGGGAACUUUGUGUUCCCAAUCAGUAUACUUUUCACUAAUCCCAAAGGUCCCAAGGAGCAUGUCCAGGCAGAGUGUGCUAGGAAAGGUGAUUUUUUAAAAAAAAAUUGAAAAAACAUUCCUAGAGAAGAGUUGUCUUGCAGUUAGGCUAAAGAAGUCAAAGAAAUGUUGCCCUCUGUCCCCUUCUUUCUCCCUCAGCCCCUUACAAAUCUCUGGCAACAGAGAGGCAUAAGUAUCUGAACAGGAAUUUGUAUUCAAAGCACAUUUACUGGAAUAUAAAACACAACGGGAAGCAAAACAAUCUCCCUUUGUUUUUCAGGCCAUUCACGUGCCGCCUCUCAGUACUGGCCUGUCAGGUCAGGAACGUGGUGGCCUGUGCUUGGGCUGGGGACGAAAGGCAGGCUGUGCCACCAGAAUUCCCAGGAGGGCACAUCAGCAGCUGCCCAACAGAGCUAUAUUUUAGGGGCAAAGUUGAGCUUCCACUUUGAGUAAGAAUAAAUAUUAUAAAUAUAUAUCAAAAAAAAGCCAAAAUCUUUAUUUUUAUGCAUUUAGAAUAUUUUAAAUAGUUCUCAAUAUUAAAAAGUUGUAUGAGUUGUAAGUAAUCUUGCCAAAGGUAAAAGGGUUAGCUGUAAGAAAUUGUACAUAAGAUUGAUUUAUCAGUGAUGCCUAUCGAAGCAGAGAGAGGAAAGGUAGGGAGGUACAGAUGGGAUCCUAGCUUACUUGGUGUCAUUCAUUGUAAGUAGCACAUUGCAGCAACCAGCACGCGUAUGACCAAUCCAGUCACUAGGUUAUAGUCUUAAAGAAAUGAAAGAGCAGUAUUGUCCUGGUCUUGAACCUGUGGUGAAAUUCUAAUGUCAUUAUUUUAAUGGACUCAAUCUAAGUACACUCUAUAGAGAAUAUGUAUUUUCUUUUCCGUACUGCUGCAGGUGAUGUUAGUCCUCUACUUAACACUAAGGUGACAAUGACAUAAUCACGUCCAUUGAUGGGAGCGCAGGUUACUGUGUUGGUUUGUCAUGUGGGUCUUGGUGGGUUUUGUUUUGUCCUUUACGUUUUGUCCCCAGGAGUUUCGUGGGGAUGGAGACUGUAGUUUCAUUAGC
Messenger RNA from Lontra canadensis (Northern American river otter), 3155 nucleotides. It is a transcript of the gene NUMB, whose product is annotated as NUMB endocytic adaptor protein. The record is from RefSeq and is a predicted model, not a curated record. Gene Ontology annotation, molecular function: cadherin binding. Bases 31 to 1992 code for a protein of 653 amino acids. Lineage: Eukaryota; Metazoa; Chordata; Mammalia; Carnivora; Mustelidae. The transcript has 11 exons.